GGCACCAUGAAGUUUUUCGCUGCUUGCAUGUUAUCAGUCAUCGCUACUGCCGUAGCAUUGGCUCCCGUCUACCGUGUCGAUGAAGCGAACGACGGCGUCAGGGGACGUUACGUCAUUAAGAUAAAGGACGAUGUGGAUGACGUUGAUGCCGUAGUCGACAAGCUGGCCGACCUCCCAUCUUUCAAGCUGUUCCAGGGCAAGAUCUACCGCAGGUUCUACCAUGCCAUCAAGGGCUUCAGCGCCAGGCUCAGCGACGAACUCGUCGAGAUUGUGAGCGGACUUGAUGCUGUUGACUACAUUCAUCAAGAAACAAUCUUCAGGAAACAGACGAUUGCAUCUUGGGGUAUUGAUAGAGUCGAUCAAAGGGAUCUUCCUCUUGAUGAUAGCUACACUACUAAUGGAGAUGGCUCAGGCGUUCACGUCUACGUCAUUGAUACAGGGGUGAACGUGAUGCACGAUGACCUCGCUGGCCGUGUCGAAGUCGGAUUCGAUUCCCGUCUUGAUGACCCCAACGACCCCCAGUACGGUAUUGACUGCAACGGACACGGAUCGCAUUGCUCCGGAACGGUCGCAGGAACAACGUAUGGUGUCGCUAAGGGAGCAACAAUCGUCGGAGUUCGUGCCUUGAGUUGUGUGGGGUUCGGCCUUCUUACUGACAUAACCGCAGCUUACGAAUACGUCACAGUGAACGCUAUCAAGCCCGCUGUCGCAUCCAUGUCGCUAGGUGGCGCCAAGAACCCCUUCGUUGACCGUGCUACACAGGGAAUGAUUGACUCUGGAGUCAUUGUGAGCGUGGCUGCGGGUAACAGCGACACAGACGCUUGCACCUUCUCUCCCGCUAAUGUACCCGAAGCCAUCACGGCAGCUGCCUCAGACAUAAAUGACGUCAGAGCGUACUUCUCAAACUAUGGGUCGUGCAUAGAUAUCUUCGCCCCUGGCGUGGAGAUCACAAGCAUCUGGUACGAGGAUGCGACGGCCACCUAUGUAGCCAGCGGCACGUCCAUGGCUUGCCCUCAUGUGUCCGGAGCUGCAGCCGUUGUUCUUGGCAACAACCCGACUUUCACCGUGAGUCACGUGACCGCCGCGCUCGUGAAUGGCGCCACCAGAGACAAGAUUACAGACCCCAAGGGCUCCCCCAACCGUCUGCUUUACGUGGACUAAAACAUUCUCACCAAGGAGGGCGUCUGAUUCACCAUGAUUGACUCAGUGAUUAAUUGAUUGAUUGAUCAACUGAUUGGCAUCAAUUUCAAUAUUAUACUAAUUAUAUACGAUCAUUCUCAUUAUUUUCUGUGCAUUGAAUGAACAAUAAAUUAUCUUUCAAAGCAAAA
Messenger RNA from Strongylocentrotus purpuratus (purple sea urchin), 1328 nucleotides. RefSeq names its product aqualysin-1. Gene Ontology annotation, biological process: proteolysis. The record is from RefSeq and is a predicted model, not a curated record. Lineage: Eukaryota; Metazoa; Echinodermata; Echinoidea; Camarodonta; Strongylocentrotidae. The transcript is spliced from 8 exons. The coding region runs from base 7 to 1161 and encodes 384 amino acids. Gene Ontology annotation, molecular function: serine-type endopeptidase activity.